Sclerotinia borealis F-4128 is the source of this 1164-nucleotide messenger RNA. NCBI's taxonomy places the organism in Eukaryota, Fungi, Ascomycota, Leotiomycetes, Helotiales, Sclerotiniaceae. The record is from the annotation of a GenBank genome assembly.
AUGUCGGAGGUCCCCAAAUUUCGCAUUGCUGUCAUAGGAUCCGGACCUAUUGGAAAACUUCUGUUGAGCUCCGUAACUGCUCAUCCUAGAAUUGAGUAUACACAGUUUGAGGCCGAAACAUUACCUCUGCGUCCCGCCUUUGGCUAUGGUAUUGGCCCCCAAACGCUUGCGACGACGAAGAGGCUCAACCAAGCAAUUGGAAAGGAACUGCAUGACCAAUGUUUAGCAGAUCCUGUGUGGAUGGAAUUCUACCACGGCGGGGAGGAAGACAACCAUUUGCAUACCAUCAACGUUCCUUCGGGAGAAGUCUUUGGGAGGAUCGGGCGGGAUGAGCUUAUGGUGCUGCUUGACGCUUUUGGCCCGAAGGAUACAAUCCAGUACGGAAGAAAGCUCAAGUCAGUGGAGAAAAACAAUGACAAACUCAAGCUGAUGUUUGAAAAUGGUGGUGAAGAUGACGCAAAUGCCUUGUGGGCAUGUGAUGGCCAUGUGACAUUCAGAGGAAAAGUCGAUAGUAGCAAGAUUGAGAUGGCCAUUGGGAAACAAUUUACAACCGAUACUUCUAUGUUUCUUGGCGUCAAGGGUUGGCACGUCUUGACCUUCCCCAUCGACGGUGGCAAGUCCGUUAAUAUUGCUGCAUUCUCAAUGGAAGAAGUGCAGAAGAAGCGUGGAAGAAACUACGUAACAACUACAGAGGAGCUACUGACUUAUUUUCCCGGGGCAAAUUCUAAGGUUCAAAAGUUUUUAACGCUGCUCAACGAACAACCAGGUGGUUGUGUAUGUCUUGAAUUGGCCCAUGUGCAUAAAUUGGGUCCUUUCUUUAAUAAAAACCUCUGCACAAGUUUCGGCGAUGCCGCUAAUGGAAUGCUACCUCAUAUCGGCGGCUCAAUGGCAACUGGCUUCAUAGGCGUUACUACCUUUUUGCAUGAGGAAUUGAAUCCCCGAAUCCAUGCUCUCAGCGCAGAUGCAAGCAAUGUCGAGAUUGCCGAAGUGCUCAUGGAGGCAUCUGUUGCAUAUGAACGUAAGCAUAAGCCUUUGGCUCAAAAGCUUGUGGACUAUUCGAGAGAGCAGGGGUUUGUUUUUAGUGGUGGUGUGGUGGACGCGGUAGAACUGGCUCGAAGAGCAAGAUUUCUAUGGAAGGCGGAUUCUUACAACUCUACCAUUUAG